Messenger RNA from Papaver somniferum (opium poppy), 393 nucleotides. RefSeq lists its product as uncharacterized. The record is from RefSeq and is a predicted model, not a curated record. Bases 1 to 393 code for a protein of 130 amino acids. Lineage: Eukaryota; Viridiplantae; Streptophyta; Magnoliopsida; Ranunculales; Papaveraceae. The transcript has a single exon.
AUGAGGAUGAUGAUAUCAGAUGUAGUAGUAGGGAAUCUAAUGAGUGUGUAUUUAGGUUUAAUAGCUUCUCUUAAGCUUUUUGGUGUAUUGAGUGGGCGGAGUUUCUCAGGAAUGUUUGUGGUUUUGGUUUCUUCAGCUGCUGUUCUCUUUAUCCUCUUAUCUACUCUCUCUUGGGAUGUUUCUCGCAAAGCUUCUGCUGCUUCAUCGUCUCCUUCUUCUUCAGCAUCAUCAUCAUCAGCUCAAAAUUAUAAUCAUCAGAAUCGUGGGGCCCAUAAGUGUCGAGGAGGGAUUUGUUGGCACGGUACUGUUUCUGUUGGAUCAACUGUGUCUCAAGUCCGAUUUCGUCUUCCGCCUUACCACCACCACCAGUUACCACCACCACCACUACCUUAA